AGGCUCUUCCUUCUGCCCAGCUCCGCCCCACCCAGCAGCCCGCAGAGAAAGAAGGCAGCUGGCACCACACUGGGCUUUGGAGACACUGCGAGGACUGUGGACCCCACCCUGCUGCACGGAGAUCCUGCAAAAGCAAACCUGAGAACCUUGCAUACAGAUCCCUGCAAGAGGCAUCUGUCUCCAGUGGUCCAGCCUCUCAUUCCAAAUGAAAAGAAUCAAGUCACAGGAAUUCAUGGGUCUGUGAGGAAUCGCUCCCACCUGUGCCCAGGAGAUUAACAAAGGCAGUGGCUGCAGCUCUGUGAGCAGUGAUAUCCUCCCACAGGAGCGGUCCUCCCAGCGCCCAGCCAUGGGGGAACUGUGCCGCAGGGACUCCGCACUCACGGCACUGGACGAGGAGACACUGUGGGAGAUGAUGGAGAGCCACCGUCACAGGGUUGUACGCUGCAUCUGCCCCAGCCGCCUCACCCCCUACCUGCGCCAGGCCAAGGUGCUGUGCCAGCUGGACGAGGAGGAGGUGCUGCACAGCCCCCGGUUCACCAACAGCGCCAUGCGGGCCGGGCACUUGCUGGAUUUGCUGAAGACUCGAGGGAAGAACGGGGCCAUCGCCUUCCUGGAGAGCCUGAAGUUCCACAACCCUGACGUCUACACCCUGGUCACCGGGCUGCAGCCUGAUGUUGACUUCAGCAACUUUAGCGGUCUCAUGGAGACAUCCAAGCUGACCGAGUGCCUGGCUGGGGCCAUCGGCAGCCUGCAGGAGGAACUGAACCAGGAAAAGGGGCAGAAGGAGGUGCUGCUGCGGCGGUGCCAGCAACUGCAGGAGCACCUGGGCCUGGCCGAGACCCGUGCCGAGGGCCUGCACCAGCUGGAGGCUGACCACAGCCGCAUGAAGCGUGAAGUUAGCGCACACUUCCAUGAGGUGCUGAAGCUGAAGGACGAGAUGCUCAGCCUCUCACUGCACUACAGCAACGCGCUGCAGGAGAAGGAGCUGGCCGCCUCACGCUGCCGCAGCCUGCAGGAGGAGCUGUAUCUACUGAAGCAGCAGCUGCAGCGAGCCAACAUGGUUUCCUCCUGCGAGCUGGAAUUUCAAGAGCAGUCCCUGAGGACGGCCAGCGACCAGGAGUCCGGGGAUGAGGAGCUGAACCGCCUGAAGGAGGAGAAUGAGAAACUGCGCUCGCUGACUUUCAGCCUGGCGGAGAAGGACAUUCUGGAGCAGAGCCUGGACGAGGCGCGGGGGAGCCGACAGGAGCUGGUGGAGCGCAUCCACUCGCUGCGGGAGCGGGCCGUGGCUGCCGAGAGGCAGCGAGAGCAGUACUGGGAAGAGAAGGAACAGACCCUGCUGCAGUUCCAGAAGAGUAAGAUGGCCUGCCAGCUCUACAGGGAGAAGGUGAACGCGCUGCAGGCCCAGGUGUGCGAGCUGCAGAAGGAGCGAGACCAGGCGUACUCCGCGAGGGACAGUGCUCAGAGGGAGAUUUCCCAGAGCCUGGUGGAGAAGGACUCCCUCCGCAGGCAGGUGUUCGAGCUGACGGACCAGGUCUGCGAGCUGCGCACACAGCUUCGCCAGCUGCAGGCAGAGCCUCCGGGUGUGGCAGCUCCAGCUCCAGGCCCCCGGGGAGGCAAAGGAGCUCCUCCCUCCGCAUGUGGAACCCACCCGGCCCUUCCUUCCUCACCCCCUGCACGGCAAGCGUCCCACACCGACGGUGGAAACACACGUGUGCACGCAGAGAAAAACCCUCCUGGGGCAGGCACCAACACGCAGGCUGUGCUUAUUCUGAGUCUCAAGCAGGAAGCCAGGACCAGGGAGCCCUGUCCACGGGAGAAGCAGCGGCUGGUGCGGAUGCAUGCCAUCUGCCCCAGAGACGACAGCGACUGCAGCCUCGUCAGCUCCACAGAGUCUCAGCUCUUGUCGGACCUGAGCGCCACGUCCAGCCGCGAGCUGGUGGACAGCUUCCGCUCCAGCAGCCCCGCGCCCCCCAGCCAGCAGUCCCUGUACAAGCGGGUGGCCGAGGACUUCGGGGAAGAACCUUGGUCUUUCAGCAGCUGCCUGGAGAUCCCGGAGGGAGACCCGGGAGCCCCGCCGGGAGCUAAGGCAGGCGACCCACACCUGGAUUAUGAGCUCCUAGACACGGCAGACCUUCCGCAGCUGGAAAGCAGCCUGCAGCCAGUCUCCCCUGGAAGCCUUGAUGUCUCGGAGAGCGGCGUCCUCAUGCGGCGGAGGCCAGCCCGCAGGAUCCUGAGCCAGGUCACCAUGCUGGCGUUCCAGGGGGAUGCAUUGCUGGAGCAGAUCAGCGUCAUCGGCGGGAACCUCACGGGCAUCUUCAUCCACCGGGUCACCCCGGGCUCGGCAGCGGACCAGAUGGCCUUGCGCCCGGGCACCCAGAUCGUGAUGGUUGAUUACGGAGCCUCAGAGCCCUUGUUCAAGGCAGUCCUGGAGGACACGACCCUGGAGGAGGCCGUGGGGCUUCUCAGGAGGGUGGACGGCUUCUGCUGCCUGUCUGUGAAGGUCAACACAGACGGUUACAAGAGGCUACUCCAGGACCUGGAGGCCAAAGUGGCGACCUCGGGGGACUCAUUCUACAUCCGGGUCAACCUGGCCAUGGAGGGCAGGGCCAAAGGGGAGCUGCAGGUGCACUGCAACGAGGUCCUGCACGUCACCGACACCAUGUUCCAGGGCUGCGGCUGCUGGCAUGCCCACCGCGUGAACUCUUACACCAUGAAGGAUACUGCCGCGCACGGCACCAUCCCCAACUACUCCAGGGCUCAGCAGCAGCUCAUAGCCCUCAUCCAGGACAUGACUCAGCAGUGCACCGUGACCCGCAAGUCAUCUUCUGGGGGACCACAGAAGCUGGUCCGCAUCGUCAGUAUGGACAAAGCCAAGGCCAGCCCUCUGCGUUUGUCCUUUGACAGGGGCCAGUUGGACCCCAGCAGGAUGGAGGGCUCCAGCACGUGCUUCUGGGCCGAGAGCUGCCUCACCCUGGUGCCCUAUACCCUGGUGCGGCCCCAUCGACCCGCCCGGCCCCGGCCUGUGCUCUUCGUGCCCAGGGCGGUUGGGAAGAUCCUGAGCGAGAAACUGUGCCUCCUCCGAGGGUUUAAGAAGUGCCUGGCAGAGUACUUGAGCCAGGAGGAGUAUGAGGCCUGGAGCCAGAGAGGGGACAUCAUCCAGGAGGGAGAGGUGUCCGGGGGCCGCUGCUGGGUGACCCGCCAUGCUGUGGAGUCCCUCAUGGAAAAGAACACCCAUGCCCUCCUGGACGUCCAGCUGGACAGUGUCUGCACCCUGCACAGGAUGGACAUCUUCCCCAUCGUCAUCCACGUCUCUGUCAACGAGAAGAUGGCAAAGAAGCUCAAGAAGGGCCUACAGCGGUUGGGCACCUCAGAGGAGCAGCUCCUGGAGGCUGCGAGGCAGGAGGAGGGAGACCUGGACCGGGCGCCCUGUCUAUACACCAGCCUGGCUCCUGACAGCUGGAGCGACCUGGAUGGCCUGCUCAGCUGUGUCCGCCAGGCCAUCGCCGACGAGCAAAAGAAGGUGGUGUGGACAGAGCAGAGCCCCCAAUGAUGCACCGUGCCCCUUCCCGGGACUGUGGGGGCUUCUGUGUGCCUGUUAAUGCAGUCCUGUUCCUCAGCCCAGGCCCUCUUGGCACAGCUGUGGGCUCCUUGGCACAUGAGGCCGGCUCUCCCCACUGGUGGGGUCUAACCUUGAACCCUCACCACGUGCAGGUCACACACAGUGAAGCCACUUGUAACUGCACACUUUUCUGUGGAAACAUCUUCACCCUUUACCAGGCUUGGCAUGGUCUGAACUGGAAACCCUGAGAAUGUUUCUGCAGUGGGACAGGAGGGAUGUCUUCCCAUGCCUUCCCUAGAACCGGAGGCCCCGGACCUCUCUGGAAAACCGCCUGUCUGCAGGCCCGAUUCAAAUCUAUGGGGGCUGCACUUCCCUUUUACAUUUUGAUGUGUCAAAGGCUUUUGGAGUGACCAAAAGCACAGAGGCAGCGGGUGGGGAGCCUGGGUGGUCCCCAAGGUCGCUGCCACCCUUGCCCGGGGCAGAGGCACAAGCCCACAUAUGCUGUGACCCUGGCCACCUUUUCUCAGCUUCUGAGGCUGCGAUGCCUCAGGAACUCCAGUUUACAAAGACCAGUGUGUUUACUUGUAAAUAAAGCCUCUGGGUGGUGGAGACGGUACUUUCAGUGGGUCUGUGCCCUGUGGCCUCUGUGCCUGUUCGGUGGGGGUGUCCCAGAGAAGCCUGGCACCAGUACCCCCGUACAAGGCCCAGCGGACUCUGCCUUCCCCUGACCUGGCUUUGCACCCCAGCCCUUCUUGGGCCAAACAUCUUUACUCCACCUUCAGGGCUCGGGGAGGACCCAGGUCCCCCAGCACCUGGCCUUGCCCCUGCCUCCUGGGGCUGUUGCAGACUGAAUGUCAUUUUGACAGCAGUGUCCAAGAAUCAGGAAGCUGUUCUAGAAUUCAGGUUGGUAUCAUCAUAAAUGAGUUCAGAAAAAUAACUUCUGUAUAUUUUACUAAAAUAAAAAGCUUUUACAAUA
Messenger RNA from Gorilla gorilla gorilla (western lowland gorilla), 4535 nucleotides. It is a transcript of the gene CARD14, whose product is annotated as caspase recruitment domain family member 14. Gene Ontology annotation, cellular component: cytoplasm. Gene Ontology annotation, biological process: regulation of apoptotic process. The record is from RefSeq and is a predicted model, not a curated record. Gene Ontology annotation, molecular function: CARD domain binding. NCBI's taxonomy places the organism in Eukaryota, Metazoa, Chordata, Mammalia, Primates, Hominidae. The coding region runs from base 347 to 3550 and encodes 1067 amino acids. The transcript has 23 exons.